Molecule: messenger RNA, 1793 nt
Organism: Daktulosphaira vitifoliae (grape phylloxera)
Lineage: Eukaryota; Metazoa; Arthropoda; Insecta; Hemiptera; Phylloxeridae
Gene: ari-2
Product: potential E3 ubiquitin-protein ligase ariadne-2
Exons: 2
Coding region: 300-1718 (472 amino acids)
Biological process (GO): protein polyubiquitination; positive regulation of proteasomal ubiquitin-dependent protein catabolic process; ubiquitin-dependent protein catabolic process
Cellular component (GO): ubiquitin ligase complex; cytoplasm
Molecular function (GO): zinc ion binding; ubiquitin conjugating enzyme binding; ubiquitin protein ligase activity
Source: RefSeq, a predicted model, not a curated record
GUAAUCACUAGUCAUUACAAUAGAAACUAGAAGUAUCUCAAAGUUGUUUCGUAUUUUAGCAAACAUUUGUAAAAAAUAUAUAAUUGUUUACUAAUUUUAAUAUGAACACAAGCAUACCACAAAAAACCAUUAGGUUUCAAUUUUUAAGUUUUAUUAGUGAGCUUCAACAGAAUAAGUAUUUGACAUUUUGACCCACAUUUAAUGAUUGAUAACGCACAUACUUAUUGCUUGGAUAUUCGUAAAGAAGUAAAAAAAAAUCAAUUAACUAAAUAUCUAAACGUAUUAGUUACUAAAGAAUAAUGUCUGAAUAUGAUGAUGAAGAUAUGGAUUAUUCAGAUCAAGAUGACUAUGAAGAUUAUUAUAAUGCAGAUCGCGAUGUAAUGAGUCCUCCUCAUAAUCCAGAUCCUGAAUAUUUCCCUGUACAAUGUUUGUCAAUUGAUGAGGUUGAUAAAUUUUUAAAUGAACUUGUCGAACAACUAUGUACUAGUAUACAUAUUAGUCCAUCAAUGUCAAAAGUUUUACUAUAUGAAAACAAAUGGGCUGUACAAGAAAUAUUAUAUAAAUAUAGUGAAGAUGCUGAUAAACUACUAGUUGCAUCAAGAAUGAAAUCUUUACAGACAGUUUUAAAUAAAGUAAAGAAAAAUGAAUUUGUAUGUCCAGUUUGUGUUGCAGCAAUUGAAGAAAAUAUAGGAAUCACAAGUUUAACUUGUGGACAUAGAUACUGUGAUACAUGUUGGUGUUCUCAUUUUGAAAAUAAAAUUAAACAAGGCGUGAGUACUGAGCUAACCUGUAUGGCAUUAAACUGUGAAAUACUUGUACCUGAAGAUGUAGUACUUUCAAUUGUAGAUAAACCAAUUUUAAGAAAACAAUAUCAACAUUUUGCUUUUCGUGAAUAUAUUAAAUCACAUCCAUUAUUACGCUUUUGUCCAGGAGCUAAUUGUAAUGCUGUAAUAAAAUCUAAAGAAUCUUUAGCAAAGAAGGCAAUCUGCACUCAAUGUGAAACAUCAUUUUGCUUUAAAUGCGGUAAUGAUUAUCACGCUCCAACUGACUGUGCUACCAUCAAGAAGUGGAUAACAAAAUGUGCUGAUGACAGUGAGACAGCUAAUUACAUAACAGCAAAUACUAAAGAUUGCCCCAAGUGUAAUAUUUGUAUUGAGAAAAAUGGUGGCUGUAAUCAUAUGCAGUGUUUAAGUUGUAAAUUUGAUUUCUGUUGGAUGUGUUUAGGAGAUUGGAAAGCACAUGGGACUGAAUAUUAUGAUUGUUCCAAAUAUAGAGAAAAUCCUCAAAAUGGUUCUGAAUCAGCUAAAGCUCGUGAGGCUUUAAAAAAAUAUCUUCACUAUUAUGAACGAUGGGAGAAUCAUUCAAAAAGUUUACAAUUAGAAAAGCAAACACUAGAUAAAAUUAAAGAGAGAAUAAAUAGUAAAGUGAUGACAAGUAAAGGUACGUGGAUUGAUUGGCAGUAUUUAUUAGAUUCUGCUGCAUUGUUAGCUAAAUGUAGAUAUACCUUGCAAUACACAUACCCAUAUGCAUAUUAUAUGGAAAAUGGACCAAAGAAAGAACUUUUUGAAUAUCAACAAGCUAAACUAGAAGCAGAAAUUGAAAAUUUGUCUUGGAAAAUCGAAAGAGCAGAAACAACAGACAGAGGUGAUUUAGAGAAUCAAAUGGAUAUAGCUGAAAAAAGAAGGGCUACUAUGCUUCAAGACUUUUUCCAAAUUUAAAAGCUUUAACUAAAAUCUUUAUUAUAAAAUUUAUGUAAAUAUUACCUAAAAAUUAUAAAUUUAAUUCAUUUGGUA